ACUGGAGCAGUAUCUGCGGAAUGUGGCAGUCACAUGCGGCAUCAAAUUAAUAUCCCUUCACUUGACGAUGCGGAUGGUCCAUCAUCAUCAGAACGUUAUUCUUUUAAGAGGAGCGCUGAGAUUCUACCCGAUCCCGAAGGACCAUGCUCUUUGGAGCAGAAUAUCAGUGACGCGGCUAUGAAAACGCAGUCUGACGAAUAUCGAGAUUUUUCGCGUGUUGAGAUCCCUCCCUCAUCUGCCUGGAGCGGUUGGGGAAGAUUAGCCAAAGCCUCUUCCUACAUCAAAUCCAAUGGUGUAUCUGCCUUUGGAGCUAUCACGUACUAUGACCAGCUGAGAGAGGCAGAUAAUUAUGAUGUUAUCUCGGGCAAGUUAGUGGCAGAAUGGUAUACUGUGGGUGCAUCCCUUCUGGGAAUGGCUGCCCUUGUCGUUACAAUCUUUGGCUUCACUCCCGAUGGCGUGUUCGAUCUGCAUGAAUGCGUUGUGCAAUUUGUGGCCGUAUGCAGUGUUGCCACUGGAGUCGGCCUUGCGGUGGACGUUAUGCUAUUGUUGAAGUUCAGUAGCGCUAGCGGUUCCAGAUUCAAAAUUCUCGCGACGGGCGUGUACUCCUCCCUAGUUUUUUUUGCGAUCACUUCCCGAGUCCCUCUCUUAAUGCUCGCUGUGUCGGUGUGCUCGAUGGCAUUAUUUCUGAUCAGUAUGUCUUGGUCCAUAUGCUGGCAGACCGCCCUAUGCAUCUCAACACUAGCAGCCACGCUUCUUCUUGUUCAGUACAUCAUUUUCAGUGUCCGUUUUGUGAUUGGAAGCAUCGCGCACUUCCAGAGACAGACGAUUAGAUUGGUUCACAGGUUGACACAAAAGUUAUGCGACCGUUAUUUUGGGAAAUGUUUUGCAGAGAGUGGUGGCGGUAGUAUCUACCGAGCUUGAAUAUCACUUGUAUGAUAUAGCUUCGUGCGUUGUAGUAGCACUACUUCCCUUUCCAGAAAAAUGUACAGUGUGUUUGACAC
Heterobasidion irregulare TC 32-1 is the source of this 1001-nucleotide messenger RNA. RefSeq lists its product as uncharacterized. The transcript is spliced from 4 exons. Lineage: Eukaryota; Fungi; Basidiomycota; Agaricomycetes; Russulales; Bondarzewiaceae. The record is from RefSeq and is a predicted model, not a curated record. Bases 34 to 921 code for a protein of 295 amino acids.